AUGGCAGCAUUUGUCGGAGAAAGGGUUGGAAUAAGAGAUAUUUCACGAGACGCUUCGGUACCACAGAAUCCAAAAGCCAAAUUGAUGUACUACCUUAACUGCGUGGCCUCAGUAAUUCAGCUAGACGAUCGUGCUUUGAGCAGGUUAAGGAACUACCAGAAUUACUAUUUGCUGAGCGAUGAAGAAACCGACGCUCUAUUGGCAUUCGUAAUACUCUUCAGCCCAGAUGAGCUGAUAGGCAAGGUGUUUUUCCCGAGUGAAGACUGUGGGGGAGGUUCUAACCAAUUCUUUGAGUUGAGUGCAGUGUCGCAUAUGCUGGCAGUUGCAGAUAACAUCGUCAUUGGAGGAGAAAGGAAGAGAGUUGGCAAAAUAAUGUUCUUUAAGAGAUCAUGGAUGGAAAACAACUACCUUUCACCCAUCAGAUCCUUCCAAGAUCGACUGCAAAGGAUGGCGCGAGGGCUGCCGGGAAGAGCACCCACUCCGCGUAGAGCACUACCUCCGCCCAGGCCUCGCUCUACCUCUUCCAACAGUUCAUGCAAUAUUUUGUAA
Messenger RNA from Porites lobata, 549 nucleotides. Lineage: Eukaryota; Metazoa; Cnidaria; Anthozoa; Scleractinia; Poritidae. The record is from the annotation of a GenBank genome assembly.